Messenger RNA from Leptosia nina, 825 nucleotides. The record is from the annotation of a GenBank genome assembly. Lineage: Eukaryota; Metazoa; Arthropoda; Insecta; Lepidoptera; Pieridae.
AUGAAUGUUAAAGAAUGUUUGUUUGUGUCUUUGUUUUUCUUUCAUUUAAUUUACUUUACCAAAGCGAUGACGAGACAACAAUUGAAAAACUCUGGAAAGCUUAUGAAAAAGUCAUGCAUGCCCAAGAAUGAUGUAACUGAAGAUCAAGUCGGUCAAAUAGAGCAGGGGAAGUUUAUUGAAGAGCGAAAUGUCAUGUGCUAUAUAGCAUGUGUCUACACUAUGACACAAGUGAUUAAAAAUAAUAAAAUCUCAUACGAUGCAGUGAUAAAGCAAGUGGACACGAUGUUUCCACCAGAAAUGAGGGAUGCAGUCAAAGCAGCAGCUGCCAAUUGUAAAGAUAUCAGUAAAAAGUAUAAAGAUAUAUGUGAAGCGUCAUAUUGGACAGCCAAAUAUGACGAGACAGCAAUUAAAAAAACGAUGACAGUUAUGAAAAAUCAGUGCAUGCCAAAGAACGGAGUUAAUAAUGAUAAAGUAGGUAAAAUCGAGCAAGGAGUGUUUCUUGAAGAUCAUAAUGUCAUGUGUUAUAUAGCUUGUGUAUACAAAGCUGCUAUGGUGGUGAAAAACAACAGAUUGGACAAAGAUCUCAUAAUCAAGCAAAUAGAUGUGUUAUAUCCAACAGAUCUCCGGGUGCCGGCGAAAAAAGGCGUAGAAAAAUGCUUCGAUUUACAAUACAAAUAUGAUGAUGGUUGCGAAGGAAUCUUCUACUCCACAAAAUGUUUAUACGAAAGUUAUCCAGCUAGCUUCGUUUUUCCACCGUUAGCUGCGCAUGAAAUUUUAGAUGCUUUAGAAAAUGUUUCUGAUAAGAGAAGAUUAGAGAACGACUGA